Wasmannia auropunctata (little fire ant) is the source of this 3620-nucleotide messenger RNA. RefSeq names its product mediator of RNA polymerase II transcription subunit 24 (gene MED24). The record is from RefSeq and is a predicted model, not a curated record. The coding region runs from base 341 to 3292 and encodes 983 amino acids. Gene Ontology annotation, cellular component: mediator complex. The transcript is spliced from 12 exons. Lineage: Eukaryota; Metazoa; Arthropoda; Insecta; Hymenoptera; Formicidae. Gene Ontology annotation, molecular function: transcription coregulator activity.
GUGGAGUAGUGGAUUCUGGACAGCGACAACAGUAAGAAAUUUUUAAGUAGGAGCUUACCGGCUUCUUCGAUUAGAAAUUAAGGCAUUUGAUUGAAAGAAAAGUUAAUAAAGGAUAACAAUUUCGCGAUAGCGAUUCUUGUUCGUUCGUCAGUAAAUUUAUGUAUAAAAUCUCUAAACCUUUCUAAACGAAUGCGGCAAAUUCUGUAUUCUGCUAAGCUGAUAUCGAUCUUAUUUCGAUAGAAUUUUUUUAUUCAUCGUAAAUUGCUAAACGUUCCUAACCUGCAAUGCGGUAGAAAUUUAAUGUUCUGAGUGUUAACCAAUGAGUCCUGGACGUUAACCAAUGGAGACCAAAGUGACCAGUAAAACCAGCAGCUUGAAAGCUCUUCUGCUACGAGCUUGGCGUGAGCGCUGGACCGAUUUGCAAUGGGGUAUCAAUAUCAAGACGAUUCUACCAAGAGGGGUAAGCGGUGAUGUAUACAACUUGGCGGACUGUAUAUUGCAACAAGCGUUAGUGGGACUGGGGCCCAAUCAGUUGGUACUGUCAUACCUGAAGCACUCGCUAAGCUCUCAGUUGGUGUCGUACGCCGCGGUGUUGCAGCGAAUAAGUAAAUACGAUGCGUUUCACAAGCCUCACUGCAUCGUGAGUCUGCUGGAGUUCCUAGAGUCCAUUCAGGUCGGCAUCACGUGCCGUGGCAAGCCGGAGGAGGACCUCCUAGCGGCGGCGGUCUUGUCCAUUGUACAUUGGCUCCUGCAGUGUUACCUGCACACCCUAACGAAGGCGCCCCAGGGCAAUCCUCUCACUCCGCAUCCGAGCGAGCUCAUGGACAAACCUGCCAGUAUCUUGCACCAGAUGCUGAAUUCCGACUUUCUGUGCGCGAUGAUGUAUCUGGCUAAAUACGAUGACAAAGAUCUAUACGUAGAAGUUGUGAAGAAAUGCCAGGAGAUCGAGACACUGCUGAAGACGAGCACUCAAAAGUCCGUGACGCCGAUAGAGGAUUCUCUGAAGAAGUUGUGCAAUCUGGAGAUAGAGAGCUUUUGCCCGGAGAAAACCAAAAUGGAGUCCAUCACCUACUGCCUGCAGCCGCUCUUCACCGUUCAGGUGUUACUGAACCCCAGCACCGAGACUACCGUGUACGUCAAUCAGCUGCUGAUGGUGCAGAGAUUAAAGAGCUAUACGAACGUGCGGCUGUACUGCGAGAUCAUCCGCGCCGGUCUGAUGUGCCUGCACAACGAAGCGCUGACGGUCAAGGAGUCGCAGUGGGGUGCCUUCAUGUAUCUGAAGAUACCUCAGAUAUUGAAGGAGUUGCACAUCGCUAAUCUGAACGGUGACGAGAAGUUCGAAUAUUCGCAAGAUAUCCUGGAUGUGUUCGAAUUGCUGCCUCAGUUCACGCCCUUGCUCGAUAGAAUAGACACCUCGACCUCGAACAAUUUCGCGUGCAAUUACGUGGAAUGCUUGGUGAACGAAUUGCAGAAGGUGAACCUCCUGACGGAGAAGCAAGCGAAGCAGAUAAGCUCUAGGAGGGAGGGAGCGACUAUGGCAUCGGCAAUUCCGAUCGUAGUUGUACGCGCCGGGCCGACACUGAACGGGAUUUUAAGGACGCUGAACGCGGAUGUCACGAAAAUUCAGGAGGGCCUGCUGAAUGUACUGUAUCAAGUGUUAACGGGGAAGAGCUUCGAAUUGAUGUUGGCCGUCGCUACCGCUGAGGGAGAACUGAAGACCUUCGUUAUGAAACUCAUCAAGUUCACUGAAUGUAGCAAACAGAUUAACGAACCCGUGCCUGACAAGAUGGCAGCGACGAGAGCAAUGUUGUUCGACGUAUCGUUCCUCAUGCUAUGCUCGAUCGUGCAAAUGUAUGGCUCCGACGUCGUCCUAGAGGAAGGCGGAGAUUCGUUCUUCGAGCAAUGGGUGCGCGAAUGCAUGCCGGAGAAGAACAAGCUGAAAUCGCCACAGAGGAUGCUGCAGAACGUCGAUCCGACGAGGGUGGACGCGCUGCUGGCGCAGAUCAACUCGCCGGAUCCCGAUUUCAAGUCGAGCAACUUGAAGUGGCACGUCGUAUGCCAGUCGGCGAUGGGCGCGGUGAAGGAGCUGCUCUGCGCGUGGGAGAGCGGGGUGAUGAGCGCCGGCGAGGUGAAGAGGGCACUGGACGGUCUGCGUGCCACAGCCUGCUGUUUGCCGGUCUGCGCUUCCGCUUGGCUGUGCGCGUACAUAAACACCACGCACCAGGACGCUCUGUGCAAACCCAUGAAUAUGGUCACUCACUUCCUGGCGCCGGUUCCGGGUGACGAGCAGGACAAUCUUAAGGACAGAUCCAUCUUGAUGGUCCAGAUUAUUCGGAAAAUGCUACACGACGUGCACCCGCCCCCACAGUCGAAAACGAAGGUCGUGGCGCUCACGAUGUCACACAGUAUUAUGUCACGGCAACCAUUACUGGAACAGUUGGAAUCCGUGUGGCAGAACAUAAAUCAACACGGAUGGAUAGACGUACAAACCGCGCAAUCGAUGGAGUCUCUAUUGAAUACUGGUGGCUCUUUGUGGUUCGUCACGUAUGUGGUCAAGGAAGUGCUGAAGUAUCGUUAUCAACAGGAACUGGAUCAAGCUGCGGAUCUGGCCUUCGCCAUCUUCCACCUCGACAUAGAGAACUGCACUCUGGAUCUCAUAAAUCACAUAAUACCGCAAUACCUGUACAACUCGAUGCAAAGUGACGAGCUUGUGGAACCGCAGUCGUCCAUCCUGGCGAAGUUGUGCGUGUACUGCAUAUUCUCCACCUUGGAGUACAACAACUCGAAUCCGUAUCGAGGAAAUAACCGUAAGCGUGUGCGCCGCGACCUGGACGCGGACGAGCUGGACGCGCUCGGCGUAACCAACAAACUUUUGCGGCUGAACGAGACGGGCGAGAACGUUCCCAUAUUCAGUUCGCAGAGUCCGCAAGCGCAGGGCUCGAGCAACGGCCAGAAGUCGGUGAUCGUACUGAGGGAUCCGCUUAUGACAGCGCUGAACAACCUGUUUACUGUAUUCGCCUUUCUGGCCGGCAGAGACGGUGAGGUAUCUCAACAGACUCACUUCAUAUUCCAGUUCCUGCGACUUAUGGUGCAGUGCGGAAAAGACAGGACUCGCAUCGUAUUACAGGGAAUGCCGCAAACGUUGGUACCCUGCCUUCUCAAAGCAUUGCCCGAAUUAUUCACGACUGAUAUACUCCUGAGAUUAUAUGACAUACAAACGACGAUCGGGCGCAAGGUUACCGCGCGAGACUUAUGCAUGUUGCGAAAUAUUAAGCUGAAGUCCAUAAAAUAAAGAUAUAAUUGUCGCAAAGUAGAAAAUGUAUCUUUUCACGGAUAAAGAUUAUACCGUUGACGAGGGUAUUAUAUAAUUACAUAAAUAUUUCUAUAAUGUACAAAUACUUUAAAUUUGCGUGGCAUUUGAACUGCUAUAUUAGCAGGGCAACCGAUAAAUGUAAUGUACUUGUACUUGUAAACGUCUUAAAUUAUUUUAACAAUUUAUAUGAAAAGAUUGCCAUAUGGGACAAUCGUUUGCGCCGUGAUUUACAUACUGAUCGUAACAGUGAAAAUAAAUUAUAUUUAAUAAUUGUUGAGCUAACUUCACUACUUGUUAUGUAUUAAUU